GCAUGCCGGGAGAGCGGCUGUCACAUGGCGCUGCACUGGCUGUGUAGGGCACGGUGUAGCCGGAAGAACAAUGGAGUGCUCCUGUAAUAAAGGGGUUAAUGUGAUCUGCUGGGCCGCGCUGCACGUAUGAGGCCUUGUCCAGGGGCUGCUGGUCGACCUGCGGGACUGAUCGUGAAGAAAUGUUUGCUGUUAAUCCGCGUCACGGUGCAAAAUGUCUGCAUCUCUGGAAGUGGAAGCGCCACGUCUGCGCCCUCCAUAGACGCCUUUCCGGGCAGAGAAGGCCGGCAGGAACCCUCUGGGGAAGUCGCUGCUUAUUACAAACUUUCCAUCCUAUGAAUUCAUCCCGUGUGGUCCCAUAUAGUUCAAAAAAGGAAAGAAUUGACAUGUCUGAAUAUGAUGUGGACUACAUUAGGAAUUUUAGCAUAAUAGCACAUGUGGACCAUGGGAAAAGUACCCUCGCAGACAGACUUCUUGAGAUUACAGGGUGUAUUCCAAAAGCUGCCUCCAAUAAGCAAGUCCUAGAUAAGCUCCAAGUGGAAAGAGAGCGGGGGAUCACGGUGAAAGCCCAGACCGCCUCUCUGUUUUACACGUAUGAGGGGAAGAAGUAUCUCUUGAACCUGAUUGACACUCCGGGUCAUGUUGAUUUUAGCUACGAGGUUUCAAGGUCCCUUUCUGCUUGUCAAGGUGUAUUAUUGGUGGUCGAUGCAAAUGAGGGUAUUCAAGCACAGACUGUGGCAAACUUCUUUCUCGCCUUUGAAGCACAGCUUUCAAUUAUUCCUGUUAUAAACAAGAUUGACUUGAAGAAUGCAGACCCAGAGAGAGUGGAGAAACAAAUUGAAAAGAUGUUUGACAUUCCCGCCAGCGACUGCAUCAGGAUCUCCGCAAAGCUUGGAACAAAUGUGGAAAAGGUUCUUCAAGAAGUUGUCAGAAGGCUUCCGCCGCCCAGAGUGGAAAAGGGCAGUCCCCUUAAAGCCCUGCUGUUUGACUCCACGUUUGAUCACUACAGAGGUGUAAUAGCCAGCAUUGCCCUGUGUGGAGGGGACGUGUGCAAAGGCAAUAAAAUAGUGUCCGCACACUCUGGAAAGUGCUAUGAAGUCCAUGAGGUUGGCAUACUGACCCCUGAGGAGGUGCCAGCCGAAAAAUUAUUUGCAGGACAAGUAGGUUACCUAAUUGCCGGAAUGAAAGAAGUCCAGGAAGCACAAAUAGGAGACACUCUUUAUUUACUGAAGCAGCCUGUAGAGCCCCUGCCUGGCUUCAAGCCCGCUAAGCCCAUGGUAUUUGCAGGAAUGUUUCCAGUUGACCAAUCGGAGUACAGCAAUUUGAAGAGUGCGCUGGAAAAGCUGACCUUGAAUGAUUCCAGCGUGUCUGUCAGUCGGGACAGUAGUGCAGCCCUGGGUGCUGGCUGGAGGUUGGGCUUUCUAGGGCUUUUACACAUGGAGGUGUUUAACCAGAGACUGGAGCAGGAAUACAAUGCAUCUGUCAUAAUGACAUCCCCUACAGUCCCGUACAAAGCCGUGCUGUCUUCUCCAAAGCUCAUUAAGGAGUAUGGAGAACAGGAGAUCACCAUUGUAAAUCCAUCAGAAUUUCCUGACAAAUCCGUAGUAAAGGAAUAUCUUGAACCUAUGAUAUUGGGAACAAUUAUUUCACCAGAUGAAUAUCUUGGGAAGAUCAUGUCUCUGUGCCAGACCCGACGAGCAGAGCAGAAGAGCUUUCUCUACAUAGAUGAACACAGGAUCAUGAUGAAGUAUUUGUUUCCUUUGAAUGAAGUUGUGGUGGAUUUUUAUGAUCAUUUAAAAUCGUUAUCUUCUGGAUAUGCAAGCUUUGACUAUGAAGAUGCGGGGUACCAGCCAGCAAGUCUGGUGAAACUGGAUAUUUUACUGAACGGUCGUCCAGUGGAAGAAUUAGUGACUAUUGCGCAUAAGGAAAAGGCAUAUGCAGUGGGUAAAGCAAUAUGUGAGCGGUUACGAGACGCCAUACCAAGACAGCUGUUUGAGAUCGCAGUACAAGCCUCCAUCGGUAGCAAGAUAAUAGCACGAGAAACAAUUAAAGCCUACAGGAAGAAUGUCUUGGCAAAAUGUUAUGGUGGUGAUAUCACAAGGAAGAUGAAACUACUGAAAAGACAAGCUGAAGGCAAGAAAAAAAUGAGGAAAAUCGGCAACGUGGAAGUGCCUAAAGAUGCAUUCAUCAGCGUGUUAAAAAGACAGCUGGACAAGUGAUGCCGGAGCAGCUAGUCUCAGAGCCAACACUACCUCGUGGUUGUAUGGAUGUAGAAGGGCACACAGGUGCCUCCAGAGGGGUUUUGUGGAAACGUUGCCUAAUAAGUACUAUUCAUAGUAUUUAAUAAUCUGGAGCUUGGAGGAUCUGUAUCCGCACCUACAGCAGCUCUCGCCUCUGUAGUGUAUAUAUGUAAUGCAGUGAUAUUGUUGAUACAAGAUAACUAAAUUUAUUAAAAUCUUUAUA
Messenger RNA from Bufo bufo (common toad), 2460 nucleotides. RefSeq names its product GTP binding elongation factor GUF1 (gene GUF1). NCBI's taxonomy places the organism in Eukaryota, Metazoa, Chordata, Amphibia, Anura, Bufonidae. The coding region runs from base 180 to 2216 and encodes 678 amino acids. Gene Ontology annotation, cellular component: mitochondrion. Gene Ontology annotation, biological process: positive regulation of translation. The transcript has 18 exons. The record is from RefSeq and is a predicted model, not a curated record. Gene Ontology annotation, molecular function: mitochondrial ribosome binding; GTP binding; GTPase activity.